AAACCCUAAGUUUACAGGGUCUGUGGCCUCGGCCCAACUUCAACUUCAAGAGUCUGCACAUCUCAAUGUCAUUUCUGCUCAUGCAGCUGAUCCGUGGACGCCUUUGGCAGCAUAAUUAUUCAGUCCAGCCACCUUGCGUAAUCCUUGAGCAACUCAAGUCAUCAAAUGUUGUUGUCUUUCGAAGGAUUGGCAGCGCGUGUAUAGGAUAUCCAGGAAGAGUGCAUGCCUUCUGCCCCCGCAAUGCUCGCCUUUUAUUAAUUGAAUUCUCUUCAGUAGCAGCUACACGGUCAUCUCUUGGGGUGCAAAUGGCACCACCUCAGUCUGAUCGGCAAUGGGGUUCUUCGGGGGGUGGAUAUGAGUCCAGAACAAGGACUUUCUUCCGCUCCCUGUCCGCCCCCACGAUGCGUCCAUCCGCAAACUCCUCUCGACCAAGGCGCCAGAGCCAAUCCUCUGAUCUUUCUCUCCUGGGCCUACUUCGGUUGCACUGGCCAGACUGGGCCUUAUGCGUCUCCUUACUACUGCUCAAAGUUGUGCUCUUAGUGGCCCCCACGUUCAUAAGCUAUGUAGAUAAAGACCAUCUGGUAUGGCUGCGGUAUCCAAUCAGGAAGAACACCGUGCCGGGCUGGGCCCUGCAGAUCAUCCAGACGGUCAUUCCAGGCGUUGCUGUCCUCAUCUUCUUCGCUCUUCAGCGGAACAAGAGGGACAUGCACCAUGGCUUGCUAGGUCUUUUCACCGCGGUGGUCUUCACCAACGUAAUCGUCAGCGCCCUCAAGUCCUCUGUGGGGAGGCCGAGGCCUGACUUUGCAGCUAGGUGCUUUCCAGACGGAAAGGAGGACUUUAGUCAAACUGGGGAGGUGCUUUGCACAGGCGCGCGUGCGCUCGUCGAACAGGGCCACGAGAGCUUCCCGAGCGGGCACGCAGCAUAUUCCGCUGUGGGCCUCGGCUACCUGGCCCUCUACCUCGCCGGGAAGUUGAAGCUGUUCGACGAGGAGGGCCACGUGUCCAAGUCCAUCCUGGUCCUCUUCCCCAUGUUGCUCGCCAUCCUAGUUGGCGUCUCGCGCGUCGACGACAACAAGCACCAUUGGCAGGAUGUGCUCGUGGGGCUCGGUAUAGGAUUCAGCCUGGCGUGGUGGAGCUACCAUCAUUACUAUCCGCCUUUGCGGGCAACCAAAUGCGACGUGCCGCGUGAUUUCCAAAAUGAGUUUGAUGCACUACCCACCAUCUCCGAGGAAGAGGAGCACGUCAGUCUCCGAGCCUAAAUUGUCUCACGGGUUUCGAACUGAUUGCAUUGUUUCCCAAAACGUUGGCGCCAGUUUGCGCCUGUCAUGCAGAAAAGAACUUAAGCUCUGACGGUUUGUGCACGCGUUUCAUGACAAGCCAAAGUGCGGUCAGGUCAUUGAAUGUACGGUCUGCACAUACUGCGAGCUGUCCAUCAAUCAAUUUAAGCAG
Klebsormidium nitens is the source of this 1449-nucleotide messenger RNA. The record is from the annotation of a GenBank genome assembly. Lineage: Eukaryota; Viridiplantae; Streptophyta; Klebsormidiophyceae; Klebsormidiales; Klebsormidiaceae.